AUGCACAAAAGCUUCAAGCCACUCACUCGUCUUCACCUUCUUACAAAUCUGCCUGAAACAGAGACAAGAACUCACCAUGUCCCUCUGCUUCUCAUCUUCUCAAAUCUCAACCAAAGAUGCGAGCCUCCGUUUUGUGACUGUGAUGUCUUUUGGAGCAUUCUGGAGCAUAUGGGACACAAGGAGCAUGGAGGGACUUGGCACAUGGAAGCAGCUCAACUGGAUACGCAAAGGAAGAAGGGAGAAGCCAUCUUGAAGACCAGCUCGACCGGUCGAGUUCCUCAACUCGACCGGCCAAGCUUCAACUCGAUCGAGCUGGAGUCAAAGUCAAACCCGAAAAAUGUUGCUUCCCCCUUGACUUUCCUUUGA
Molecule: messenger RNA, 366 nt
Organism: Microthlaspi erraticum
Lineage: Eukaryota; Viridiplantae; Streptophyta; Magnoliopsida; Brassicales; Brassicaceae
Source: the annotation of a GenBank genome assembly